Messenger RNA from Prorocentrum cordatum, 832 nucleotides. Lineage: Eukaryota; Dinophyceae; Prorocentrales; Prorocentraceae. The record is from the annotation of a GenBank genome assembly.
AGGACAUCUUCCGCACGCGCGCGGAGAUGGACUUCUUCGCGCGGCGCCUCGGCCCUUCCGGCGACGCGGGCGCCGCUGGCGGGCCCGCGGGCGGCGGCGCGGCGGGGAGCGACGAGGAGAGACCCUCAACGUCCACGAUCCUUGCCGCCAUACCGACGUCGUGGCGCGCGUGCUCCUGGUGUACGCGCGCCUCAAUCCGGGCGUACAGUACGUGCAGGGGAUGAACGAGCUGUGUGCGCCGCUGUACUACGUCUUCGCACAGGACGACCCCGUGCAGGGCGGCGCGGCCGCCGCGGAGGCGGACGCGUUCUUCUGCCUCAGCCUGCUGAUGUCGGACAUGCGGGACGCCUUUGUGAGGACCCCCCUGCGCCGGAUGGGUGGCAUGAUGGGCCGCAUCGACCAGUUCAGCAGCCUGCUCAGGGCCAAGGACCGGGAGGUCUGGCAGCACCUGGACACGCUGGGCGUGAGCCCGGCCUUCUACUCCGUCCGCUGGCUCACCCUGAUGCUUAGCCAGGAGCUCGAGAUGCCCGAGCUGCUGCGGCUGUGGGACUCGCUGCUCAGCGACGUGGCCCGCCAGGAGGACCAGAGGGCUAGCGGUCCGCUGCUGCACUACACGUGCGUGGCCAUUCGGCGGAUCAAAGAUGGGCCGUGGUGAUCCUGGUGCGCGACGCGCUGUUGGCUGGAGACUUCGCGGUGUGCAUGCGCACGCUGCAGAACUACCCCCCGGUGCCCGUCGAGACGCUGCUGCAGGCGGCCGCGCGCCUGCGCUCCGCGGACCGCGUCCCGGGCGGCUUCUCCAACCGCGACGUCGCCGCGCCGCCGCGCGCCCGCC